This is a messenger RNA of Iphiclides podalirius (scarce swallowtail), 3981 nucleotides long. The record is from the annotation of a GenBank genome assembly. Lineage: Eukaryota; Metazoa; Arthropoda; Insecta; Lepidoptera; Papilionidae.
AUGGAAAAACAUUACGUGAUGAACAUAGUCAUUUUCCAGUGUCCAUACGUUUCUGUCUGUCGUAAAGUUUGCAACGCAGCGCUCGAGGUAUACGUGCGGCGUGCGUAUACGUCUUACGACAUCACCUGCCUUCAGCAUCUGGCGCUCUCGGGGGAGCUGGGCGUGGUGCAUUUCCAAUUCAUUCUUCCCACUGGCCAUCCCAACAGGAUCCCGAUAAGUCAGUCGGAGAUCGAGCUGUCCGCCGCUCAGGACCAAGAGGGAAUCCCCGCCGAGCUUUCUGCCGCCGCCAUGAGGAAGUGCCACCACAGGACCGGCGCUCUCGCCUCCUUCCAGUCCUUCGACCAGUUCGUCCAGUACGCGGACGAGCUCCUCGACCUGGUUCACGACUUCGCCAGCUCGGCCACUGUCAGGCGCGAGGACCUGCAAGCGCUGCAAGAAGGCAGCGAGAGCCGUGAAAGCACCAGUAUCAACGUUGGCUUCGAUUACAAACAGCCAGACGCCGAGGAUGUGCCUUUGGAGCCGAUCCACAUCCUGAUGAUCGGGGUGCGGGACAGCGGCGAGAGCGACGACAGCGCGGUGUCGCGCCGCUUCGGCAGCUUCUGCCGCGCGCACAGGCACGAGCUGCACGCGAAGCGCAUCCGCCGGAUCACCUUCAUGCUGCUCAUCAAGCGCCAGUUCCCCAAGUUCUUCACGUAUCGCGCGCGCAACGACUUCACCGAGGACACGAUCUACCGCCACCUGGAGCCGGCUUCCGCCUUCCAGUUGGAGCUGUACCGGAUGCGCAGCUACGACCUGGAGGCGUUGCCCACCAGCAACCAGAAGAUGCACCUCUACUUGGGCAAGGCCAAGGUGAAGAAGGGACAAGAAGUGACCGACUACAGGUUCUUCAUCCGCUCCAUCAUCAGGCAUCAGGACCUCAUCACGAAGGAGGCCAGUUUCGAGUACCUGCAGAAUGAAGGGGAGAGGGUGCUGCUCGAAGCCAUGGACGAGCUGGAGGUGGCUUUCUCGCAUCAGCUGGCCAAGAGGACGGACUGCAACCACAUCUUCCUCAAUUUCGGUCCCACAGUUAUCAUGGACAUUGCCAAGAUCGAGGAGUCAGUUCUGGGGAUGGUGAUGCGCUACGGGCCCCGUCUGUGGAAGCUGAGGGUCUUGCAGGCGGAGAUACGUUUCACUCUGAGAAUAGGCCCUGGAGCACCAAUGAAAAACGUGAGAAUAUGCUUGUCCAACGGCUCUGGCUACUCUCUGGACAUUUACACGUACGAAGAGGUUUCAGAUCCUAGGACGGGAGUGAUAAUGUUCCAGUCCUUCGGGCCGAGGCAGGGUCCGAUGCACGGCUUGCCCAUUUCCACGCCCUACGUCACCAAGGACUAUCUGCAGCAGAAGAGGUUCUUGGCGACGUCGCAGGGCACGACAUACGUGUACGACAUCCCGGACAUGUUCCGCCAGUCGGUGGAGAGGCGCUGGCGGGAGUGCAUCGAGGAGGGCAGCGUGGACGGUCCGCCGCCGGACAACGUGAUGAGCAGCGUGGAGCUGGUGGUGGAGCCGGACGGCGAGAGGAAGGUGGUUGAGGUCACUCGACUCCCCGGACAGAACACCGUGGGCAUGGUGGCGUGGCGCCUGACCCUCUACACGCCGGAGUGCCCUCGGGGCCGCGACGUGGUGCUCAUCGCGAACGACCUCACGCACUACAUGGGGUCCUUCGGGCCCCACGAGGACUGGCUCUUCUACCGCGCGUCUCAGUACGCGCGCGACCUGCGCAUACCCAGGAUAUACGUGAGCGUGAAUUCUGGCGCACGUAUCGGCGUUGCCGAAGAAGUGAAGUCUGAAUUCAACGUUGCGUGGAUCGACUCUGAGCGACCAGAGCGCGGUUUCAAGUACCUCUACCUGACCCCCGAGGCGUACUCCCGGCUGGGGCCCCUCGGCUCGGUCAAGACUCAGCUGAUAGACGACGAGGGCGAAUCACGCUACAGGAUCACCGACAUUAUCGGCAAGGAGGACGGCUUGGGCGUGGAGUGCCUCCGCGACGCGGGCCUGAUAGCGGGCGAGACGGCGCAGGCGUACGAGGACGUGGUCACCAUCUCGAUCGUCACCUGCCGCGCCAUCGGCAUCGGCUCCUACGUGGUCAGGCUCGGCCACCGCGUGAUCCAGGUGGAGUCGUCGUACAUCAUCCUGACGGGCUACGCGGCGCUGAACAAGGUGCUCGGCCGGCCCGUCUACGCCAGCAACAACCAGCUGGGCGGCGUGCAGAUCAUGCACAACAACGGCGUCACCCACGCGGUGGCCCCGACGGACCUGGACGCGGUGCGCACCGCGCUGCGCUGGCUCUCCUACGUGCCCAAGGACAAGCUGAGCACGGUGCCGGUGAUGCGGUGCGCGGACCCGAUAGACCGGCCCGUGGAGUGGGUGCCGCCGCGCGCCGCGCACGACCCGCGCCUCAUGCUGACGGGCGACGCGCAGCGCGCGGGCUUCUUCGACGCGGGCUCCUUCGACGAGGUGAUGCGGCCCUGGGCGCAGACCGUCGUCGCAGGGCGCGCCCGGCUCGGCGGCAUCCCGGUGGGCGUGAUCGCCGUAGAGACGCGCACGGUGGAGCUCACGCUGCCCGCAGACCCCGCCAACCUGGACUCCGAGGCCAAGACCGUGCAGCAGGCGGGGCAGGUCUGGUUCCCGGACUCAGCGUACAAGACUGCGCAAGCCAUCAACGACUUCACCCGGGAGAACCUGCCCAUUAUAAUCUUCGCCAAUUGGCGAGGAUUCAGUGGUGGCCAGAAAGACAUGUACGAGCAGAUCCUGAAGUUCGGCGCGGAGAUAGUGCGCGCCCUGCGCGGCGCCACCGCGCCCGUGCUGGUGUACAUCCCGCCCGGCGCGGAGGUGCGCGGCGGCGCCUGGGCGGUCAUCGACCCCAGCGUCAACGCGCAGCGCAUGGAGAUGUACGCCGACCCAGAGGCCAGAUUCACGGUCAUCAUAUUAAACGUCGCCUGGGCGGUCAUCGACCCCGGCGUCAACGCGCAGCGCAUGGAGAUGUACGCCGACCCAGAGGCCAGAUUCACGGUCAUCAUAUUAAACGUCGCCUGGGCGGUCAUCGACCCCGGCGUCAACGCGCAGCGCAUGGAGAUGUACGCCGACCCAGAGGCCAGAUUCACGGUCAUCAUAUUAAACGUCGCCUGGGCGGUCAUCGACCCCGGCGUCAACGCGCAGCGCAUGGAGAUGUACGCCGACCCAGAGGCCAGGGGCGGUGUUCUGGAAGCCGAGGGAAUUGUCGAAGUGAAGUUCAAACAACGGGACAUACUGAAGACGAUGCACCGUCUCGACCCGGAGCUUCUGAGGCUAAAUGCAAGAAUCUCAGAAAUCAAAGAGCAGAUCAAGGAGAUAUCGAAAGGCUUCGAUAGGAGGGGCUCCAUCGACGAUGUGCUCAUCAGAACGGAUGCUGGCAAGCAAGCGGAAGGACGCGUUCGUGAACUAGAAACGGAGUUGGUAGCGGCCGAAAAGGCCGCCAAGUCAAGGGAGAAGGAGUUGAGUCCAAUCUAUCACGAAAUAGCGGUACAGUUUGCAGAGUUGCAUGACACCGCGGAGAGAAUGCUUGAAAAGGGUUGCAUAUUUGACAUCAUCCCGUGGCGGCACUCGAGGCGGCUGCUGUACUGGCGGCUGGCGCGGCUGCUGCGCCAGAACGCGCAGGAGCGGCGCGUGAGGGCGGCGGCGCGCGCGGCCGGACGCAUGGACCAGGGCGCGGCCGCCGCCACGCUGCGGCGCUGGUUCACCGAGGACCGCGGGGAGACGCAGUCCCACCAGUGGGAGAACGACAACGAGGCGGUGUGCCGCUGGCUGGAGGAGCAGGCGGGCCACGAGGACUCGGUGCUGGAGAGGAAUCUACGCGCCAUCAAGCAGGACGCCGUGCUGCAGGCCUGCAACGACCUCGUCAUGGAGCUCACGCCGUCACAGCGUGCGGAAUUUAUACGGAACCUCACAGCCUUAGAAAUGGAACAG